This is a messenger RNA of Raphanus sativus (radish), 1066 nucleotides long. RefSeq names its product plasma membrane-associated cation-binding protein 1-like. Lineage: Eukaryota; Viridiplantae; Streptophyta; Magnoliopsida; Brassicales; Brassicaceae. The coding region runs from base 153 to 914 and encodes 253 amino acids. The record is from RefSeq and is a predicted model, not a curated record. The transcript is spliced from 5 exons. Gene Ontology annotation, cellular component: plasma membrane.
GGUGAUCAGAAAAUUAUCCCUAGUAUAAUACGUAGAGAGCUUCUUAAAAAUCAGAGAAGCCAACAAAAAAAAUCAGCUGGAGAAUUAAGAACAAGGACGAAGAGCCUCCAGAAAUCUUCAUCUCAAGAUUAAUAUCAAUUACACAAAAAGAUAUGGGUUACUGGAAAUCGAAGAUUGUUCCAACAAUGAAGAAAUUGUUCGAGAGAAGCCCAACAAACAAGGAUGUUGUUGCUGAGGCUAGCAAGACCCCAGCCUUUGAUGAUUCUAAGGAAGCAAUCAACAAGGAGAUUGAGGAGAAAAAGACAGAACUGGAACCCAGGGUCUUGGAUAUCUAUGAAGCCACGUCUGCUGAACUCAAGGCUUUGGUGAGGGAGCCUAAAGAAGAUGGUUUAACGAAACACUCUGCCGAAGUGCAGAAAUUCCUCGAGGCACUUGUUGAAAUUGGAUUCCCUGGAUCAAAGGAUGCAUGUGAACUUUUAUCUACUAGCUCCGGACCAGUGACGUUCAUAUUUGAGAAAGUAUGUGUGUUUCUCCCGGUGGAGGAGAAGUCACGAGAGAUGGAAAAUGUGGAAGAAGUCGCGAAAACCGAAGAACCGUCCAAAGAAGAAGACACCAAACAGGCCAAGGAAGAUGAAAUUGCAACCGCCGAGAAAGAGAAAGAAACAGUUGAAGAGAAGAAAGAAGAGGUUCUACCCGCAAUUAUUCCUGUCAUUGCCGCUGAUGAGGAGAAUAAGUCAGCCGUGGAAGAGGAGAAGAAGGAAGCAGUGGAAGAGAAGAAGCCAGCCGUGGAAGAGGUGAACAAAGAAGUUGUUGCCGUGGCGCCUGAGGCUGAAACUCCGUCGACCAUUGUCACAGCAGCUCCGGUGGUUGAAACUCCGGCAAAGGCUCCCGUGACUCUGGCGGCUGAGCCAUAAAAGGUUUAAAUAUUAUUCAUGGUACAUUUCUUUAUUCAAAAAAAAAACAUUGCCUGCUUUGUGUGGAUAUUAUUUUGUUUUUUAAAUCUAUUUAUUAUACAUGUGGAUAUUAUAUGUAUUAAUUUGCUUGCUUGAGUUGUAUAUUUAAAGAU